Messenger RNA from Candida albicans SC5314, 222 nucleotides. RefSeq lists its product as uncharacterized. Bases 1 to 222 code for a protein of 73 amino acids. The record is from RefSeq and is a predicted model, not a curated record. NCBI's taxonomy places the organism in Eukaryota, Fungi, Ascomycota, Pichiomycetes, Serinales, Debaryomycetaceae. The transcript has a single exon.
AUGUACACUACAUUGGAAUAUAUUUGUACUAUUGUAUCUAUUAUCAAUUUGAUAACAGCAUUGGUUAUAUACAUUAUUGAUAGAAAACAGGGUGUUUCCAUCAAUUCCGGAAAGCAUUUCCAAUCUUUUAAAACCUGCAUUACCAUGUCAAUUUUGUUUGGAGUAUUGUCAAUGUGUGUGACACUAAACAAUUUACAUCAUAGCCAUCGUAUAGAUCAAUAA